Messenger RNA from Diachasmimorpha longicaudata, 4599 nucleotides. It is a transcript of the gene Shab, whose product is annotated as Shaker cognate b. The transcript has 9 exons. Gene Ontology annotation, cellular component: membrane; voltage-gated potassium channel complex. The record is from RefSeq and is a predicted model, not a curated record. Gene Ontology annotation, molecular function: delayed rectifier potassium channel activity; protein binding. Gene Ontology annotation, biological process: potassium ion transmembrane transport; protein homooligomerization. The coding region runs from base 485 to 3937 and encodes 1150 amino acids. NCBI's taxonomy places the organism in Eukaryota, Metazoa, Arthropoda, Insecta, Hymenoptera, Braconidae.
AUUACCCGUGCUGUUCAGUGAUAAAGACGAACAAUUUGUAGAUAGAGAUAAGCGUGCUACUGCUGGGGGGAGGGGGGGAGGGCACACAUGGCAAUCGAUAGGGGAGAGAAUUCGUAGAGCUUGCUCGCAGCGCCCAUGAAACAAGUGGCAAAGCACGUUUCGCAAGCACCUGAAGGCGUUGGAUUGUUGAGUUAUCGUGACGAAAUAUGUUUAUCAUACCAGUGAGUGACGUGUUUCGAGUGAAAAGCUGGGGUCUUCCUUAAAAAGAUUAUGAGGUGGCCCCGAGCCACAUCAAUGACGGUGGCAGAGAGGUGCUGCGCCGACGGAUGAGCAAAGAAACCCACCUGUCGUUAAAUGUAACGACAAGAAUAAAAAAAACUAAGAAAUUAAACAGAUAUUAUCCCAACGUCAUCGUGAGGCACUUUCUCCAGCUCCCUCCUCCUCCAAGAAGCCACGUUAGCCCAAAGAGUGUCAAAGGAAGCUGAUGCUGAACGACAAAAGAUACGAGGAAGAAGCGGGAGUGGAAGGGGAUCGCAAUGGCAAUGGAUUUGUAUCGGGAAUGUGUUCAGGUGCCUACAGCGUACAAACAAAUGAUCCCUAUGAAAUUGAUACCAAUGAAAGUAUCCAACAAUAUAAUAAAAUUUCAUCAGGUGCUCAAGGGGGUAAUGUUGGCUGGAGUAAGGAAGUACGUUAUGCACAAUUUACGGGUAUCAAUGCAGCAUUACCACCGCCAUUACCACCGCCACCGGCACCGCCACUUCCUCUUCCUCUUCAGAUGCAGCAACGGACUUACUCCCGAUCCAUGACCUCACUACCCCCCGAGCCUUUCAUGAUCAUGCGAUCAAAGGCACUCAAUAGGCGUGUAUCAAUAAAUGUUGGUGGCGUUAAACACGAAGUAUUAUGGCGUACACUCGAGAGAUUACCCCAUACGCGAUUAGGACGUUUACGCGAUUGCAAUACACACGAAGCUAUAACUGAAUUGUGCGAUGAUUAUUCACUUAUUGAUAAUGAAUAUUUUUUUGAUCGUCAUCCAAAAUCAUUCAGCUCGAUACUUAAUUUUUAUCGUACUGGUAAAUUACAUUUGGUAGAUGAAAUGUGUGUAUUGGCAUUUAGCGAUGAUUUGGAAUACUGGGGUGUAGAUGAAUUGUACUUAGAGAGUUGUUGCCAGCACAAGUAUCACCAGAGAAAGGAGCAUGUACAUGAGGAGAUGCGGAAGGAGGCUGAGUCAUUGCGGCAAAGAGAGGAGGAGGAAUUCGGAGACGGAAAGUGUGCGCAAUAUCAAAAGUGGCUGUGGGAUUUGCUCGAAAAACCAACCACAUCUAUCGCUGCAAGGGUGAUCGCUGUGAUAUCGAUUCUCUUUAUUGUGCUAUCGACGAUUGCACUAACACUCAACACCAUUCCUAGUAUGCAAGUGAACGAUGAGCGAGGAAAUUUCCAAGAUAAUCCACAACUAGCCAUGGUGGAGGCGAUAUGCAUAACGUGGUUUACCCUCGAGUAUGUACUUAGAUUCAGUGCAUCACCGGACAAAUGGAAGUUCUUCAAGGGGAGUUUAAAUGUCAUUGAUUUAUUAGCAAUAUUGCCGUACUAUGUAUCACUGUUUCUCGUUGAAACAAAUAAAAAUGCAACCGAUCAAUUUCAAGAUGUACGACGGGUUGUACAGAUAUUUCGUAUAAUGCGAAUACUGAGAAUAUUGAAAUUAGCUCGUCACUCAACUGGGCUCCAGAGCCUUGGAUUUACACUGAGAAAUUCAUACAAAGAGCUCGGGCUAUUGAUGCUCUUUCUGGCAAUGGGAGUACUUAUAUUCUCUAGCCUUGCAUACUUUGCGGAAAAAGAGGAGCCCGGGACCAAAUUUAUAAGCAUUCCGGAGACGUUUUGGUGGGCUGGAAUCACCAUGACGACAGUAGGUUACGGAGACAUUUAUCCUACGACACCUCUUGGAAAAGUGAUUGGAAGUGUUUGUUGUAUUUGUGGUGUCCUGGUAAUUGCGUUGCCUAUUCCCAUUAUCGUCAAUAAUUUUGCCGAGUUCUACAAGAAUCAGAUGAGACGGGAGAAAGCACUCAAGAGGCGGGAGGCACUUGAGAGGGCUAAGAGGGAGGGAAGCAUUGUUUCAUUUCAUCAUAUCAAUCUGAGGGAUGCAUUUGCCAAGAGUAUGGAUCUCAUCGAUGUCAUCGUGGACACUGGUCACAACAUGUCUGGUGCCGAUGGCAACAGUACAGAGGGCGAAUCAGCAUGUGAAAGGGGUCCAGCACAAACAGGUGCUGGAUGUUAUCGUAACUACGAGCAUUACAGUAUGUCACGUACACGUAGAAGUGCCUCAUCGUGUUUUCCAGCGAUACCGAAUGAUCUGCCAACAACGCCGGACAGUCCCAGUCGCCGAUUACUUGAUUUCGCCCAGAAUAUACCUGGGAGUCAGAAUGAUGAUGAUUAUUAUCAGGAUGAUUUGCCAGCCCAACACUCCAAUCACGGGAACACAACGCCCAGUGAUGAAGAUAAGAGAGACGGAAGAAAAAUCGACAAAAUCGAUGAAUUUCCUAGUGAAUUCGAGUGUUGCUUUUGUACCACCAAGAAAUGUCCUCACUCCGUGUCCAGCGGUGUGCAUUCACCCUCUUCGACAAAUUUCCAAAAAUUAGUUGAUGCCUCGACUGAUGGACACUCGGAGGAGUACAAAGAUCACCGGGAUGCCGAAGACAUAAUGCCCCUCGCCACCAGUGACUUCAAUAAAACAAUUCGCCAGGAACUUCGUUCGCUGCGUGACAGUAGUAUCGAAACAAGUGGCUACACCGAUCACAUGUCAUCACCUCUGCGUUUUGCAGCAUUACCCCAAGAGACAACGAGUAACACAUCCCCAUCAACGAAUUAUCAACCAACAAAGACAGCCUACAACGAUCGCGGUAGUGUCGAUAGUUCCGGUACUUACGCAAGCUGUCAGACUCAUCCAUUUCACUCGCAGGAGAUGCUUGGCGAUGGUGAUGGAAUUGACGAGGGUGACAGUAACCUCUACAUAAAUCCAUUAGAAAGUGCUGACAACAAGUGUCGAGACAUAGGAGUUAAUAAAUCUGUCGAUUCGUCGUUAUUCACGGGUGAAUUCUCCAAGAGUGAAGGAGGAAAGACAACUGACACCUUGCCAAAGCACAAGAAGACCAGGGUAGCUAAGAGUGCAGGACGCCGUCAGCAGUCGCCAACAGAUCCCGAAGCAACUCCAACAAAUACACCGCGCGACAUAACAUCCACCCUCGAAGACAACAAUAAUCUCUACGCAGAUUUGCGAAGUGGCCGGCCUACAUCGACAACAACAAACACAUCGUUGACGAGUUUAGCAUCAGCAACGCGUCUCAUAAACCAGCAGCUCUUUGGCAAUCUUAGUGGUACUAAGCAAUAUACCGGAGCAACUGGGAAUAAAUCCCAGUCCGUAGACUCCAUCGACAGUGAGUCAUACAUCGGGGAUCGAAACAGUCGAUCGAAGAAAAAAGACACCCGACGUGCUUGCAGUACUGAUGAUGUUGACGAUGACACCGAGCAGCUUAUCGACAACGCAAGCCCCAACAUGAAUACCAUCCGCAUCCGGCAGGCACCUUUUUUCUCGAGUCAGAUGAUCGGAGCGCUGCUCAGAAGCAACAACAAUGUUGAAUCUCUCGAUUCACCGGAGAGGGACAGCACGAAGAGGCUGUCGAAAUCGAUAAGUGAUUAUCGAAAUAAUGAGAUGCUGGAGGAGACCGGAAGGAGAAGCAGACGAACUCAGAGCCAGUCGGAGAGGGAUACGGAGCCUAUGCUUGCGAGACCUCCAAAGCCCUCGAGAAAACUUGCGAAGAAAAUUCUGGCUCAGGAGAGGAAAAAGUCCUCGGGGACUAGCGAUGACGGCUCCGUCGACUCCGCAGCUACUUGCGUUCCCCAGGAAACGCACAUGCGGGCUUCGCUCGCGUCGAAGAAGAAAUAUUGAAAUGGCCUCUUGGGACUAGAUGGAAAUACUGGAGACAAAUAUUAAUUAUGUCCCUAGGGCAUGAAAACUGGUUUUCUGGCCUGGGGACACAAAAUAUCGUAUGCAACACGGACGUAAAGGUAUUUUUUGGCCGACGUUUCUUACGGUCUUCAACUGGAGUUGUAACGUUACAUUUGUCGAAAAAUAUUUUUAAUCCUUUGGGGCACUAUAUACUCUUCAUCACGCUGGGGGAAAAGUCACUUUUCAGGCACACGAUAUGAAAAAACUAAUUUUCUCGUCUGAGAAAGACUUCUUUAAAAUGACAUCGAGUUUUGUAAUUUUAUUCGCGGUGCUCCGGAUAUCAAUAAUCGAAGGGAAUUCUUCGUAGAUAUUCGAUUAUAAAUUAAAGAUAUUUUCGAGAUUAUGUUUCCCAUACGUGCCUUGAUGUUUUACGUAUGCAAGCGACGUUUAUUGCAGAAACAAUACAAAUUUCUGUGAUGCAGAUAAUGCUCCUUAGUUUGCUUUUGCAUUUUCAUAUAAUUUGCAGUGUCAUCUGAUUUAUUGUGUACUGUACCCAGCAGUUGUUGUAAAAAUUGAAUUCAACGAUUCAGCACAGUGUUAAUAGCACAAAAUAUGUGAAUAGUAAAAAGUAAAGCCGAAACUAUAGAUUUUAAAAAGUACAA